Messenger RNA from Scleropages formosus (Asian bonytongue), 8031 nucleotides. RefSeq names its product eukaryotic translation initiation factor 4 gamma, 3b (gene eif4g3b). Gene Ontology annotation, molecular function: protein binding; mRNA binding; translation initiation factor activity. Gene Ontology annotation, cellular component: eukaryotic translation initiation factor 4F complex. The transcript has 35 exons. The record is from RefSeq and is a predicted model, not a curated record. NCBI's taxonomy places the organism in Eukaryota, Metazoa, Chordata, Actinopteri, Osteoglossiformes, Osteoglossidae. Bases 543 to 5759 code for a protein of 1738 amino acids.
GGAGCGUGCCGACGCAUCCCGACUCGUCCGUCCUGCCGGACUGCUGGAGGCGGCCGCAGCGCCAUGUUGAGCGAAACCUCGUUUCUCCGCCGAAAAGGAACUUUCACAAUAACAUUUCGCCGGCUGUGAAUAUAUAGAAAAAAAAAGCAGAAGAGGUCGGCGACGUUCAGCCCCUCUGGAUAGCAGAGUCGAGCCAGACCCUUGGAAAAGCCCCCUCGCCGGGGAAGAAGGGGGACGACGACCCCCAGCCGUACCAUGAAGACUGAACCCCAAUAAACGGAGUUAGCUAGCUAGCUAACUAGCUAGCUUCUCGUGCAGUGAAACGGGAAUUCUCCUCGCGCCCCGGCUCGCCACCGCGAGCUCGCAGGGCCUACGGUCCGGCACGAGCCGCCGCUCUAGUCUUACAUUGUAGCUCGCUCGCUAGCUAGCUAGUAAGUUAGCUAGCUAACCUUAUGCGUUAUUAUUCUCGUCUGUGGUAGAAUUAGUUAGCUUUUUUUCCUUAAAGUUUAUUAUAGGUGAAUUUCCUUUAAAUUUUUGUUGCAAUGAGUUUACCGCCGAAAGCGGUACCGAAACCAGCUGCCGCCGUGGGAAGUGGACCGGGAGCCGGGCCGUCGCCGCCGAGCCUGCUGCGGCCCCCCCUGCCGUUGGCGGGAGUACCGGUCACCCAGCAGCCGCCCAGCGUGCCGCCGCCACCACCGCAAAUUGCUCGAGUGCAGCCGCCAUUGGAGGAGCGCUUGUACCCCCCGCAGCCUGGAGUGGCUGCCGUCUACAGCGUGCCGCGGCCUGCUGGCCCUCCAUACACAGCGCAUGACAUCGCCAAGGGACACCCUAACCUAGCUGGCACGCCCCCUGGCCAUGCAUCCUCUCCAGGACUCUCUCAGUCUCCGUAUCCCUCCGGGCAGAAUGCUGGCGCCACCCCACUGGUGUAUUCCCCUCCAACACAGCCAAUGAACACGCAGCCUCCGAGUCGCCCGUUUGCAACAGGACCUCGGCCUACCCAUCACCAGGGAGGAUUCAGACCCAUUCAGUUUUUCCAGAGGCCACAGAUGCAGCCUGCACGGCCAGCCAUUCCCAGCAACAGUCCCUCCAUCCGGCCCGGCUCACAGACUCCAACGGCAGCCGUGUAUCCCCCCAACCAGCCCAUCAUGAUGACCAUGACUCCCAUGCCUUUCCCCUCACCACAAACUGCCCAGUACUACAUCCCACAGUAUCGACCCACACCCCCCUAUGUGGGACCCCCUCAGCAGUAUCCUGUACAGCCCCAGGCACCCAGCACAUUCUAUCAUGGCCCUGGACCUGGGGAUUUCCCUGCUCAUUACUCGGGACCUCCUUACUAUGCUGGUCAGACAGUGUACACCCCCUCCCCACCCAUCAUAGUGCCUACUCCACAGCAACCUCCACCUGCCAAGAGAGAGAAAAAACCAAUCCGUAUACGAGACCCCAACCGGGGCGGCAAGGACAUCACAGAGGAGAUUAUGUCAGGGGGGUCUGGGAGCCGAAACUCAACUCCUCCUGCAGGGAGGCCCCCCUCCACCCCAACCCCACCACAGUUUUUAUGUUCGCACCCUCAUUAUCCUCACAUUUUCUACCUCAAAUCCCAGCAGCUGAGCAGCCAGGCUCCGGACCAUGGGCCCGGUGUAUUCAGCGUGGACAGCACCCAGCCCAUCACUUCAGCUGUUGACUUGAAGUCAGAUGACAAGCCAAAAGCAGAGCCCACAGUUCAUAAGUCCUCAUCGCCGCUGCUCAGACCAGUGGAUCCCCCUAGUGAAAAGAGGGACACCAGUAGCCCUGUGGCAGACUCCCCUCCACCAGAAAGACCAGAGCUUCCCACUGCAAUGCCUGUGGUCAUCCCUGCCAUGACUGCUGCUUCUGCUGUCAGCCAUAGUCGGCCCACACUGCCUGGGCAACCAGCUGGAUCACUUCCCUCAACAGAAGAAAUUUCAUCUGCACCUUCGGCUCCCUCUGAGCCUGAAGGUGGUGAGGUGGAGAAGCUCCUUCCUGAGCUUCCCCUGGCAUCCUCAUGUUCUUUCCAGGUCGUCAGUGUCAUGAAUGGGCUGAGCGACAAAGAGGCCAGCAUGCUUGCCAGUGACCAGGAUUCCCAGAGCCCUGAGCCUCCCCAGGACCAUCCUCUGCCCUCAACCCCAACCCCUGGUGCCAGGACAGACCCACAAGAGUCUGCUUGCACUGAGAUCUGUACUGAAGACCCCCCCACACCCUAUGUAGCUGCUGGUGUGGUCCCUGCUUUGGCCACCAGCUUGACAGCUCCCCUGCCUCCACCAAGCCUGCAGGCCCCAAUCCAAGCAGCUACAACUAGUGUUGUCACAGAAACAAAGGAGCCAGAUCCUGCACUCAUUGAGAAAUCAGAAACUGAGCAGCUGUACUCCAAGAAAAGCACCGCUAUAGCCCAACCAGCUCAGUCUGCACCAAAGACUUGGAACAAGCCAAGAGAAGUUCCCCCAGUGGCCGAUGUGCUGGAAAAGGACAAAGACAGCAGCAGGGAGGAGGCAUCCAAAGAGGAAGCCUUGGAGGAGGAGUCUGAAGCAGAAGCUCCUCAGGUUGAGCACCCGGAGGAAAAUGGGGAGCGCGAUGCAGAACCAUUGGGGAAUGGGGCCGAGCAUGCCUCGGAGACGGAGAGCAACGACAGCGGUGUGACUUCAGGGGACCGGGACCACACCGCAGGGUCUACAGAUCUCUUCCCAGAGGACUCUGCAGAGAUGGACGGGAAGAGCGAUUUUGCACCUGCCCUUUCAGAGUCCGUGGAGAUUGAUGAUAAGGGGCAGAUCAGCAGAGAUGUUGUCCUGAACCCCGUAGAACCUUUGGAGGUGGAUGACAAGAGGCAGUUCGACAGCGACUUUGCCCCUACCCCCUCAGAGCCUGUGGAGAUAGAUGGGAAGAGGCAGUAUGAUAGGGAAUUCCUUCUUGGCUUUCAGUUCAUGCCUGCCUGUGUGAAGAAACCUGAAGGACUGCCCCCCAUCUCUGAUGUGGUGCUAGAUAAGAUCAACCAAAGCAAGCUGCCUUCACGGCCAGCUGACUUGCGUGUAAUGUCACGAGGCCCUGACUUCACCCCAGCCUUUGCCGAAUUCGGCAGGUCAAUCCCUGGAGGCCGAGGAGCUCCACUGAUAAACGUGAAUCUUCGGCGGCCUCCGCCUCGCAAGAUAAUCACGAAUGUCUCUGUGAACGAUGAAGUCCAGCUGAAAAAAUCAGAGAAUGCCUGGAAGCCUGGCAUGAAGAGGGAUGGCUCAGUCGAAGACCUCGAGGCCCACAGAACACAGGAGCUCUUCCGCAAGGUGCGCAGCAUCCUCAACAAGCUUACACCUCAGAUGUUCAACCAGCUGAUGAAGCAGGUGACAGACCUGACCAUUGACACCGAAGAGAGGCUCAAAGGUGUCAUCGACCUGGUAUUCGAGAAGGCCAUUGAUGAGCCCAGCUUCUCAGUGGCCUACGGCAACAUGUGUCGCUGCCUCGCCACGCUCAAAGUGCCAAUGGCAGACAAGCCCAGUAGCAGCGUGAACUUCCGCAAGCUGCUACUCAACCGCUGCCAGAAGGAAUUUGAGAAGGACAAAAUGGAUGAUGAUGUUUUUGAGAGGAAGCAGAAGGAACUUGAGUCAUCCACCUCUAGCAGCGAACGGGAGCGGCUGCAGGAGGAAUUGGAGGAAGCCAAGGACAAGGCCCGUCGGCGCUCUAUCGGCAACAUCAAGUUCAUCGGUGAGCUGUUCAAGCUCAAAAUGUUGACGGAGGCUAUUAUGCACGACUGUGUUGUCAAGCUGCUCAAGAACCAUGAUGAGGAGUCCCUGGAGUGCCUUUGUCGGCUGCUCACAACCAUCGGCAAGGACCUGGACUUUGAGAAGGCCAAGCCUCGCAUGGACCAGUACUUCAAUCAGAUGGAGAAGAUAGUGAAGGAGAGGAAGACAUCAUCACGGAUCCGUUUCAUGUUGCAGGACGUCAUUGAUCUCAGACUGAACAACUGGGUAUCUCGAAGAGCAGACCAGGGCCCCAAAACUAUUGAGCAGAUCCACAAGGAGGCCAAGAUUGAGGAGCAGGAAGAGCAGCGGAAGGUCCACCAGCAACUGUUGUCUAAGGACAACAAGAGGAGACCCGUGGCCCAGAGAGAUGAUACCUGGAAUACUGUUCCUGUAACCAAAAACAGCAGGGCAAUAGACCCCACUAAGAUCCCGAAGAUCUCCAAGCCAACGAUAGACGAGAAGAUCCAGCUAGGGCCACGAGCUCAGCUCAGCUGGGUGAAGGGCAGCAGCGGUGGUGCUGGGGCGAAGGCCAGUGAGCCAGACUCAUCACGCUCCGGUGCCAGCAGCCUAAACCGCUUCUCUCUGCUUCAGUCUUCUGUGUCCCAGUCCAGUGCUCCAACGUCCAUGCCCUCUGACCUGGAUUCCCGGAGAUGCCUGAGCAGCAGCCGUGGUCCAGGACGUGAACGCAAUGACAAGCCAGCCAGCAGUGUGCCGUCUAGGGCAGGCCCCUUUACGCGGUCCAGCACUGGACCAAGGGAGGUGACAGAGAGCCAAACUCCAGAGGAGCCGUGCAGGGAGCCAGUUGGCACCCUGAGGCAGCCUUCCUCUGCUGGGGAGAAGGCCGAUGUGGACAGCAGUAAAGCCAGGGAACCAGGGAAACCAGAGCCUCCUCAAGACAAGGCCCUCCUCUCAGAGGAGGACAUGGAAAGAAGAUGCCGGUCCAUCAUUGAUGAGUUCCUGCACAUCAAUGAUUACAAGGAAGCCGUGCAGUGUGUAGUGGAGCUUGACCAGGGCCCCCAGCUGCAGGUGUUUGUGCGGAUAGGUGUGGAGUCGACCCUGGAGCGCAGCCACAUUACCCGAGAUCACAUGGGGCAGCUUUUCUUCCAGCUGGUGCAGACAGGAAUUCUCCCCAAGGCGCAGUUCUUCAAAGGGUUUGCCGAAAUCCUGGAAGUGGCAGACGACAUGGCAAUCGAUGUCCCCCAUAUCUGGCUGUACCUGGCCGAGCUGCUCAAUCCCAUGUUCCGAGAAGGAGGAAUUUCCUUAAAGGAAUUGUUUAUUGAAUUUAGCAAAUAUUUACUUCCUGUGGGAAGAGCUGGGAUAUUAUUUUCUGAAAUACUGCACCUACUAUGCAAACAAAUGAGCCAUAAGAAGGUGGGGGCCUUAUGGAGGGACUCUGACCUAAGGUGGGCUGAUCUACUACCUGAGGGGGAAGACAUGUCCUCUUUCAUCUCUGAACAGAAACUAGAGUUCACAAUUUCGGACUGCUCAAGUCCAACGGAAGUGCAUUCAAAGAGGGAACUUUCCCCUGAGGAGCUGAACCAGCAACUUGAGAAGUUGCUAAUUGAAGAUGUGGCUGGAGAUGAACAGAUAUUUGACUGGGUAGAGGCCCAUUUAGAUGAAUCUCAGAUGAGUUCACCUCCAUUCCUUAGAGCUUUAAUGACUGCAGUGUGCAAAGCUGCAGUAAAAGGUGAAAGCACGUCCUGCAAAGUGGACACUGCUACUAUCCAGAAGAGAUUGCCUGUAUUACUCAAGUACCUUAACUCAGAUACCGAACGGCAAUUGCAAGCACUUUAUGCACUUCAAGCAUUGAUAGUUAAACUUGAUCAACCUCCCAAUUUGCUCCGGAUGUUCUUCGACUGUCUAUAUGAUGAGGACGUCAUAUCAGAGGACGCCUUCUACAAGUGGGAAGCCAGCAAGGACCCCGCAGAGCAGCUGGGCAAAGGAGUGGCUCUAAAGUCCGUCACUGCCUUCUUCACCUGGCUGAGAGAGGCAGAGGAGGAGUCCGAGGACAAUUGACGAAAGCGGAAACAAAGGACAUCUUGAGCCAUGGAUACAGAAGCCUUUCCAGUCAUCAUUGAAAAACAGCGAUUGCAACUCCGGAACAAAAAUAUGCACAGAUUGGAGGAGUCCGCCAUUGCUCUGAAUCUCAUGGUACGGUUCUGUGACAUGCGGAAACCUGCAUUUGGAUGGCAACGUUUGGAGCACCAUAUACGUGUAUUAUUUAUAGAGAAUAUUUCAUUUAAAAUUUUAAAAACUUUUCUUUUGUUACUUUUUAAGAAAAGACUUUAAAAUACAAUUUUCGUGCAUCAAAGAUAAAACACAUAGAUUCUGAACUUUAAUUUAUUAUUUUUUUAAGGACUGCAAGUAAGGAACUUCAACUUUUGCAGAUGCUCAAAAUACGGGCAACUUGAUGAUAGGAAUAUUGUUAAUUAGAAUAAUGAGAAUUGUGAAGCGAAUGGCUUCCCUGAAUUCUGAACGCUUCAUUUAGUAAAAAACAAAUUUUUUUUUUUUUUUUUUCUUUUGGGAAGGAGGGAGAGCAGGAGUAUAUGGAGGACAUCAGAGGUUAGCAGUUGUCACUGAGUAACCAAAAGAACAGCUGCUUCAGCUUACACCUGCUCUUUGUGAAACAUGUAUAAUCCUCCACAUGGGGGGGGGGGGUGGGUAUGCAUUUGGGAAAUAAUGCGUUGUACAAAACAAUCUCAAAUGAACAACGAUGAAACAAUGCAUUACUUCAAAACAUGUACAGCAACUUAGGAAGAAAGAAGCAAACACUAUCACAUAAGGUUGCUGAGCCUAAAGUGCUUUUUGGUCCUCAGACUUAAAGCAAAUUCAAAACUUGUAAAUACAUUAAAGAGGAAAAAAAAGUCAAGGAUUUAGUGGUGUGCAUUUCAUUCUGCAACAAAGCUAUCAACUAUUCCCUUAGGUUCUGUUUUCGUUGAGACAGUGAUGGAUAGGCCACAAAGGUCUUGGUCUUAGAAAAGAGUGACAGCAACACACUGAAAAAUGAGUUGGUUGUGUUUAAUGAAUUGUUGGAUUAAUUUCCAAAUGGAAGUUUGCAUAACCAUUUUUUUCUGGAUUUAUUGGUAGCAUAUUCUUGUGUGCUUCAGUUACUUGUAGCCAUGAACAAGUCGAUAUGCAGCAAGUUUUGUGAUAGCUUUCGUUGCGUGUCAACAGGGCUGUUUGCUGGGACAGUACGACAGUAACCAGCUUCUGUUUAAAUAACCGCCGUUAAUCCUGGUUGGAAAGCCACAAACCGCACAGCGUGACCAAACUUGGAAUUUCAGCUACUAAAACUUCCCAAAAACUAUUUUGAAUUCUACUAGUGGAGGGGAAGCAAAUAAUUAAAUGGUAUGUCAGUUUAUUGAAUAGUUGCCCUUUUCUAAUCCAUUUCUCUGCAGGAUGCAUCUCCCCUUUUUACACACUUUCCUGUAUUUCUAAUACUGAAUAGAUUCUGGGAAAUGUACAUUCAUUUUGUCAGGUAUCAGUAGGAAGACUGUCAGUAACAAAGCUAUAUUACUGCAAUACUUUGAGCAUAAAACAUGAAGUCCUGGAGUUUAUGGUGAAUGAGUGCCCUCAUGGUCAAGAUUAUCAAAAAAUGUUUCUGAACAAGUAGCAGUUAUAGGUGCAAGUUGUUUGAAGCAGGAGCUUGGGCUAAUUCUGCAGGCACAACCUGUCUUGCUUUGUCCACCCUGGAAAUACUGCUUUUGCAUGCAUUAACUGCACCCUGAAGGAUCCUCCUGUUACUUGUGUUAAUACAGUGGCUUACUCACUGAUGUUUCAAGAUGGUUAAGGAUGUGAACCUGUAAUUUAAAGGGUGCCUGCAUAGGUUCUUAACUCUAAAUGGGAAUAAACUGACAAGAGAAAAAUACAUCUGGAACCAGAGACGAGACCUAAAUGGAAGUGCGGCACAUCCUGGUGAGUCCACUGGUUUCUAUUUUUACAGUUAUAGACUUAAGUGGAUGACUUUCCCUCUACAGCCACUUAGCUUUGUGUUAAUCUCCAGGUGUGAAAGAACCCUUUUUCAGGUGACAGCACAUUUCUCCUGAGCCCAGCAGCAUAGGUCCCCCUACAGGUUGAGAACUUUCAAGCAAACUAAGUAACAGAGAUAUAUACAUCUCCUCUUCCAAACACUGACUGGGAACCAUUUUUAGGUAUUUGGCAAACAGUUUUAUUCUGUUAGUUAAUCAUAUAAACGAAAGUUCAAUAAAAAUAUAUUACAAUUGUAGGAAACCUCAUGAAGAUGGAAUGAACCAGUUCAGACCUUGCAUUUUUUUUUUUUUUUUUUUUU